Messenger RNA from Anopheles merus, 3762 nucleotides. RefSeq names its product solute carrier family 12 member 8. NCBI's taxonomy places the organism in Eukaryota, Metazoa, Arthropoda, Insecta, Diptera, Culicidae. Gene Ontology annotation, molecular function: potassium:chloride symporter activity. The record is from RefSeq and is a predicted model, not a curated record. Gene Ontology annotation, cellular component: membrane. Gene Ontology annotation, biological process: cell volume homeostasis; potassium ion homeostasis; potassium ion import across plasma membrane. The transcript is spliced from 5 exons. Bases 681 to 2798 code for a protein of 705 amino acids.
AAAAUGGAACAAAUUUAACCCAUUUGCACAACUCCAGCCUUCAGUGAGUAGGUAGAAAUUCUCUCGCCUGCCCUCCCCAUGCAAUCCCCCUCUCCCUGAAACCCCUAGCGCUCUAUUUGUUGUGACGACGGGGAACGGUCUUUUUUGUUAGUGACAUUUGGAAUCGGAAAAAGGAGAAAGUAUCGCGCCCACCAAAGGUGUACGAGGAGGGGCCCUGUAUCCCUGGUUAUCCUUAUCAUCAACAGAAGCAGCAAGUGCGUAUCGUACAGUUUCUGGAAGGUGUUAGGAAAACAUGACAUCACACCCACCGCCCGCCACCUACGUCGACGAUUGAUACGUUGGCCGGACAGCGGAAACCAGCGGCGAGAGAGUUUUUUGUUGUUGUGAAUGUGUGUGCAUGUGUGUGUGCCCGCGGGUGUGUUUAGUGAAGCGGUGUGAAAACAACGGAAUUUACACGGCAGAUAAAGGCAAGGAGAAAUCUAGACCGAAGCGCGCGGUAGAUGCGGACUUUGGGUGGGUUUGCGCGAGUGCCGAAGCGGGAUUAUUGUUUUUAACGAAAAGUAGUAGUACAACACGGUGCGGGCGCUACCGGAGCUUCGGGGGAGUACUUGUUGCUGCUAUAUUGCCACUUGCCACUUUACUUUGCGUUCGUGACGUGGCUGCACUAACUUGGGCAAGGCAUGCCCAACGGGACGAAUGUGGACUGGUCCAGGUAUGGGCUUGGUAGCGAUGAUUCAUCGCCGACCGAACGGAACCGUGUGCACGGCCAGCGGUCCGGCGGGGGCGGCGGCGGCUUCGUUGAUCUGGGCAACGAGUACGACUACGGUGCCGGCGGGCAUCACGCGUCCGGGCGGGAUGAAAUCUUCGCCGAGGAUCAGGGCGACAAGCCGUGGUGGAGGAGCAACUUCUUCAUCUCGCAGCCGGUGCUGUUUGGCACGUGGGACGGCGUGUUUACCUCCUGCCUGAUCAACAUCUUCGGCGUGAUCGUGUUCCUGCGGUCCGGCUGGAUCGUGGCCGAGGCGGGCAUCAUGCAUGCCAUCCUGAUCGUGUUUUGUGCGGUCGGCAUCGCGCUCGUGUCCGUACUGUCGGCCGUCGGUAUCUGCGAACGGUGCAGGGUGGAGAGCGGAGGCGUCUACUUCCUGAUUGCCCACACGCUCGGCUCGCGGUUCGGUGGCUCGCUCGGGCUGCUGUACUGCUUCGGGCAGGCCGUGGGCUGUGCGCUGAAUGUUCUCGGUUUCGGUGAAUCGAUCGCCGGGCUGGUCGGGCUGGAGGGCAACCAGUGGGCGAUUCGUGGCUUUGCCAUCGCCGCCGUCCUGCUGCUCGGCGUGAUCAAUGUGGCCGGCGUGAAGUGGGUCGUUAAGCUGCAGUUUGCGCUGCUGAUCGUGAUACUGAUGUCCGCGCUGGACUUUAUGGUGGGCAGCUUCAUCGGGGAAGCGCCCGAGCACGGUUUCGACGGGUGGGGAUCGGGCAACAUGGGACUGAACCUGUGGUCCGCCUACACGGAAGGCACCUCAUGGUUUACCGUGUUCGGUGUGUUCUUCCCGACCAUCACGGGCAUCCUUUCCGGCAUCAAUAUGAGCGGCGAUCUGCGCGCCCCAUCGACGGACAUCCCAAACGGUACGCUGGCCGCCCUCAGCACCUCCACGUUCCUGUACAUGGUGUUUAUACUGUUUCUUGGCGCGACGUGCCAGCGGAGCCACCUGCUGACGGACUACCAGAUUGCGGUGCAGGUGUCGGCGGUCGAGUUCCUGCUGCUGGCCGGCAUCUACGUGUCGAGCAUGUCGUCCUGCCUCGGCGCGAUGUACGGUACGCCGCGCGUGCUGCAAAGUAUCGCCAAUGAGAACGUCAUUCCCGGUAUCGGCAAGCUCGGCAAGGGACGCGGCCCGAACAAGGUGCCGCUGUACGCGAUGGCGGUAGUGGCCGGUGUCACGACCACGUUCAUCAUUAUCGGCGACAUUAACACGCUGGCCCCGAUCGUCACGAUGCCGUUCCUGUUGACGUACGCCUGCAUCGACUACUCGUACUUUGCACUGGCGCAAACGUUCGACAUACAGAACAACCGCGAGGAGCGGUUCCGGAUACAGGCGCAGAGUCCGCUGUACGAGACCCGCAACUACGGCGCGACGGGCGACUAUCACGAAAACAACGAUCUCGAUCAGCUGUUCCCCGAGCGGACGCGUCACAAAAAUCUAGGUACCCCGUCCAACUCACCACAACAUGUGCCUUCAAAUGCGGCAACCAGCGCACGACCACAGCAACCAAAUGGAAUACCUCACAGCUCGUCGAUUACCAGCGCCGAUUCGGAAGUGGUGUUCCGCGAUGGCACCAACAGUGCGAACAAUGCCAACUCCGUGGGCGAAGCGGACGACGAGCCUAUCGCACCGAUUCGACCACCCAUUCACUCCAAGACUAAAAACUGGUACUCCGGUUUCUGCAAUCGGUGGGCCUCUUUAAUUGGGGCUGGCAUAAAAAUUCUCGUCAUGCUGCUAGUAAGCUGGGUGUACGCACUGAUCUGCAUCGGGACCGUAUUUAUCGUCUGGUUCUAUGUCGGUACGGCGAAUCCAGCAGUGAAGCCGGGCCUGGCACAUGAGUUCCGCUUCUUUGUGUGGUUAAAAAAUGUCGUUUUCCGCUGCUUUGGAAAACGUAUGCACGAUUACGAACAGGUCGUAGUUACCCAAACCUGCCCGAACGUAAACCUCGCGUCUGCUCAACUGAACGAAGAAAAUGAAGACUUUGCCUCCCGGCGGCGAUACCAUCAGACUGCAGUCGUGCAGGGAAGGUACGUGGAUGAAGUGUGAACGGAAAAAAGUAGGCACAAAGUGGAGAGAGAUGUUAUUUGUAGGGAGGCAGCCAUUAGCAGCAGCACCCUCAAGAAGGCGCUUAUAACGCAAAAAAAAAAAACAAAUGAGAAACUCCUUUUACUAGCCACAGACCAGUAAGUACACGGUCUGCUCCGUUGUAAACGAUGUAACCCCCCCCCCCAAACCCUCGUUUUUGUGUAACCUACGUGUAACCCGCCGUAUAUGAUAAUCGAUCGCCAAAGUGUAUUGAUGAUGGAAAGCGCUGUGGAUGGAAAAGCGUAGAUUGGUUGUAAAUUCUCAAAGCGUCUCCACAAAAAAAAGUUCAAUGUAAAACAUAUUUAGUCCACUGUAUAGGAGAUUGUAACAAGCAAUAUCGAGCAUUACACAUCAAAAUGUCCAACGUAUCACUAACGCGCACGUACGCAACAAAUAACGGACAAAAUUGAUUAGAGAGAAAAGGGAAUGAUCAGUCAUCUAAACACAAGAAACCGUAGUAUAGGAUCAACAAAUGAAAUUAUGUGUACAUACGAAGAAGAAGGUAUCGUUGUUUCCUUCCCUAUUGUGUUGCAGCUUACAACUACUAGCGUAAGAAUUGUACAUUGAGUUUGUCCUUUUAAAUAACGCAUUUCCAGCUAAUUUAUUAACGUACCCUCCCGACGACCAGCGCAAACUAAUUCCCCUCGUCUAGUGCAGCAUUAAAAAUUACGUUCCAGUGAAAGCUAACGUUGAGAUUAGAACAAACUAUUAGUAACCUAUGUUUUGCCACUGGGCAGAUGGCGUAAUAGUGGCCAAACGUUUCAUUGUUUGGCAUACAGUAUUGCUUUUUCUUCUGGCACAUUGGCUUGCGAGUGCUCCUCACGAACUGCCCUGCCCUGUCGAUUCCAGGUAGAUAGACUGCUUAAAAAUCAAUCCAACCAUCCCCCGGGGGAAGCGUAUCGGUGGAACCAAUCUAAGAUAAGUA